AUGGUUGCGCCAGAUAUCUUCCGGCGAUUGGGCCUACUGACAGCCGCCGCCCCCCUCGCGCUUGGCCUCAACGCCGUCCUUCGCCCAAAUGCAGCCCUCGAGGUGCUAGGCUACAAAAUACCGCUGACGUCACCAUCGCCAGCGACGCCAACGAAAGGCUCUGGAGUGGUGGCUACGCCGCAGCUUGCGGCUCAGCACGUGGCCCAAUUCUACGGCGCGCGCAACUUGCUCUUUGCCACACUUACCCUCCUUGUUGCACUCUCGCCUCACGACGGUGGCGACAACACAUUGCUGGCAAAGUUCUGGGUGGCAAACUCAAGCCUGGCUUUCGUCGAUGGACUCAUCAGCAGAGCCAGGCUCGGUGCAGGGAAGCAGUGGGCUCACUGGGGUUUUAUUCCGCUUGGGCUUGGAUUAAGCUUGGGGCUGAUGGGCUACUUUUGA
This is a messenger RNA of Microdochium trichocladiopsis, 441 nucleotides long. RefSeq lists its product as uncharacterized. Bases 1 to 441 code for a protein of 146 amino acids. Lineage: Eukaryota; Fungi; Ascomycota; Sordariomycetes; Xylariales; Microdochiaceae. The transcript has a single exon. The record is from RefSeq and is a predicted model, not a curated record.